Molecule: messenger RNA, 1591 nt
Organism: Micropterus salmoides (largemouth bass)
Lineage: Eukaryota; Metazoa; Chordata; Actinopteri; Centrarchiformes; Centrarchidae
Product: zinc finger protein 135-like
Exons: 2
Coding region: 89-1300 (403 amino acids)
Biological process (GO): regulation of transcription by RNA polymerase II
Cellular component (GO): PcG protein complex; transcription regulator complex
Molecular function (GO): DNA-binding transcription factor activity, RNA polymerase II-specific; RNA polymerase II cis-regulatory region sequence-specific DNA binding
Source: RefSeq, a predicted model, not a curated record
UAGUGUGACAUCGGCGUUGGUCGCAACUUUUGAAUUCGCUGGAAGUUACUGUAGCGCCGCUAAUUAUUUAAUUUGUAGUUCAGCAACAAUGAGUUCAGUUGAGAGUUUGAGAGAGUUUGUCAACGAGCGACUAACUGCUGCUGCUGAAGAAAUAUUCAGAGUUUUUAAAAACACUAUCGUCGAGUACGAGAAAGAGAUCGAUCGUCAGCGCAGACUGCUGGAUAUCGUUUGGAAACCCGAAAUAAAGUUACACAGGAUAGAGCUCCCACAGCAACAUGUCUGUAAGGAGGAGGAGGUUCUGGCUGACCAGCAGCUCUGGAUUCAGGAGAGGAUCCCCGGUCUGGACCAGGAGGACCCACAGCAACAUGUCUGUAAGGAGGAAGAGGUUCUGGCUGACCAGCAGCUCUGGAUUCAGGAGAGGAUCCCCGGUCUGGACCAGGAGGACCCACAGCCUCCACAGGUUAAAGAAGAACAGGAGGAAUUCUGGACCAGUCAGGAGGGAGAGCAGCUUGUAGUGAAGCAGGAGACUGACACCUUUAUGUUGAGUCCUGCUCAUGAGGAAAGUGACCACAGUGAAGCAGAACUGAAAAGUGACCACCAGCUCCUCUCUCACAGCUGUCAUGUAGCUGAGAGCCAAGAUCAGAAAGGAGGCGAGCAUGAAGACUCAGGAUCAACUAGAGAUGCAGAGCCAAAACAAAAGAAUCAAGAUCACAACAGCAGAAGCCCCAGAAACAAUGUACACAAGUCUACCAUGUCAGAGGUUCACCAUGAUCCUCACACAGGUAAAAACUCUUUCACAUGUGACACAUGUGGAAAAGGUUUCCAGUACAAGUCAGAUUUUCAGACACACCUGAGAAUUCACACAGGUGAGAAGCCGUAUUCUUGCAACACAUGUGGGAAAUCAUUUUGCCAGAGUGGUGCCUUAAAAGUCCACAUGAGAAUCCACACAGGUGAGAAGCCGUACCUUUGCAAUAUCUGUGAUAAAAGAUUCAAGGACAGUUCAACAUUAAAAAAACAUAGGAGAACCCACACAGGUGAAAAGCCGUACCUUUGCAAUAUCUGUGGGAUAAGAUUCAGUGACACUUCAACAUUAAGAACACAUAGGAGAACCCACACAGGUGAAAAGCCGUACCUUUGCAAUAUCUGUGGUAAAAGAUUCCGUGUCGCUUCAACAUUUAAAAACCAUAUGAGAACCCAUACGGGUGAGAAGCCAUAUUCUUGCAAAACAUGUGGGGAAUCUUUUAGCUGGUGGAAUAUCUUGAAAGUCCAUAUGAAAACCCACACUGGUGAGAAGCUGUAACUUUGUGAGACCUGCAGGACAAGAUUCAGUGACACUUCAGCUUUUAAAAAACAUAUGAGAACCCACACAGGUGAGAAGCCGUAUUCUUGUGGAACAUGUGGGAAAGCGUUCAGAGUUAGUGGUCAAUUGAAAAUUCCAUCCAUCAGUUAGGGUUGUACUCACUUCCCCCCCAGCGGUUUAGACAUUAAUGGCUGUGUGAUGUGUUAUUUUGAGGGGACAGCAAAUUUACAUUGUUAUACAAGUUGUACACUCAUUACUUUACACUGUAGCAAAGUGUCAUUUCUUUAGUGU